GGCGGAAGUAAGGUUUCGGCGUCAUCGUGUCACUCGUCGAUGGAUGAUAUUCGGAGGCCUUCUGGACUCGGGCCGUCGAUCGAGGACCAUACUAAGCAUGCGUAUCACGUCCAGGUUCCGCCCCUCCCACUAAGGCUUUGACUUUUCUACCAUCGACCGAUAUUACUCCACACGACUGCGUCGUUCUCUCCUUUAUCUAGCUAUCUGGCUACAGUUGUGACUUCAAAUAACCCAUACACUAGACGUGUAUGGAAAUUCGACAAUUAAGUGCGUUCUCUUCUCUCGUUGAAAUUUAGUACAACGUGGCUCUAGGAACAGCACACGACGCAAGGGCACGGUGCUUCUUUUUUGGUAGUGCGAAUUGUUAAACGUGUGAUCCAUCAUGACCUCGUGUAACCCUCUUUCUACUACCGCCACCUCCAGGAGUCAUCAAAUAACUUUAACGAAGAUGUCGUCAACGACUAAUCCUCCCGAUGCCUGUCCUACAUGUGCUUGCUUCACGGAAACAACGUUUUCAGGCCACGAACGUUCACCUCGUGUCUCAAAGCUGUUGAGAUGCAACGAUCCUCCGUCUGACGGAGAACUCUCCGAUUUCCAGAGCACCGUCAGGAGCGGCCCUGGGCAUCUCGCAGACCUUGACCAGAAGAUAGUGCAUGCCAAGGAACACCUUACUACGCUAAUUCACGAGCGUAGCGUUCUUGAAGCAAAAAUCGAUGAUGCUCGAACACUAUCUUCUCCUAUACGAAGAUUGUCAUCUGACGUUCUCCGCGCCAUUGCUCUCGAGACCAUCCCUUCCUCACACGAGGUCAUGAAUUCCACCUUGCAGCGAUUCGACAGCUGCAAUAGUCUCGAUAGCAGGGAAUCGCCCUGGACGUUGGCGCAGGUCUCUCAUAGGUGGAGGUCAACCAUUGUGAACGCACCGGAGGUGUGGUCAUCCAUGUCACUAGUGAUCAAACACGAUGACAAACCCACAAUAGUCGUCCGUCAGAUGUUUAUGACUGGACUCCGACUUGAGAGAUCUAAAUCUUUCCCUCUCACUGUGUCGCUUUCAAGUUCUCCAGAUGCAGAUAUUUCUAACCAUCCCUUGCUCUUUCUCAUUUCCACGCGCUGUUCCUUAAUAAGAAACCUUCGCAUCGGCGCUUCCCUCAUAUCUUAUCCGGUGUUCUCAUGGUGGCGAGGACGUUUUGAUCAGCUCUAUAAACUCAGUCUUACAUCGCCGCCUCUGCCUAAUCGGGGGCAACUGUCAUCGGGAGGUGUAGAGUCUGCCAUUGACGUUUUCGAAUAUGCACCGAAGUUGAAAACUGUCGGCCUGUGGAUCAGCGAUGGCCUUCAUUUUUCUUUCAGAUUCCCAUGGACUCGGAUUACUCACCUUGGCAUUCAAAUUUUUGAUCAGCAAGAUAUCGAUAUCCUUCGACAAUUGAACAAUCUGAACCAUCUCCAUAUUGCAUAUGGAAAGGGUGUAUUCGCAGUCCCUGCAGAUCAUAGAGCCAUCUCUCUCCCGGAUCUUACCUUGUUGACCCUCACGUAUCGAUAUAGAAGGCCAACACCUUCCCUUCCCUUACACCCCGAAAAUGACCAGAUAUUCUCUUUGCUUUCUAUCCCCAAUCUCACUGAUCUGAGUCUCAUCUACCGUAGAGGAUUCAGCGUUUCCCCCGCCAUACCGGCGUCCAACACGAUUACAACGCUAAAACUCGAGUUUAGCGACGAAGGUGACGACUACCAGGCUCUAACCAUACUGUUCCAAUCCCUCACCAAUCUACGCCACCUUACUAUAUCGUCUCCCUAUGACAUUCCAACAUUCAUUAUAGUAUUAAUGCUGGUACCCCUGCUUCAUCUACGAACCCUCGACUUCCGCCAAUUGACCAUCACUUGUGAAUACGCCAUGUUCGUUCAGAUGAUCAGGGCUCGCAGGAAAGGGAAUGACCUGAGUAUAGACCAAUUGGAGAGCGUGUACCUUCGUUCUCCCCUUACCCUCAGCGACCCCUACACUAGUAUGUGGCAGGAUCUAAUUGACGAAGGGUUGAAGGUCGUGUACGGGAAGUGA
Molecule: messenger RNA, 2044 nt
Organism: Desarmillaria tabescens
Lineage: Eukaryota; Fungi; Basidiomycota; Agaricomycetes; Agaricales; Physalacriaceae
Exons: 2
Coding region: 383-2044 (553 amino acids)
Source: RefSeq, a predicted model, not a curated record